AUGCAAUCAGCAUCAAAUAGCUCGAAACAAAGUAAGGAAACCGUACAGAUAGUAAUCUCACAAAUUAGCUUGUUAAUCACAUCACUUACUGAAGCUAAUUUUCUUUCAACUGAAAAAGAAAUCCAUUUUUUGCUAGAUAAAUCUUCCAUUCAAACCUAUACCAAGUUUUGGAGCAAAUUACUACUACUUUGUGCAUCAGACAUUAAAGAAUUACAACAUCUAUCUACGGAAAAGAACCUUCAACAUAGACUUUUAAGAAAUUUUUUUGAAGAUUUAAUUUUAAAAGAUAGAGGAGUUUUACAAAUAUUAAACGCAGAAAUUUUCAACAACAUUGAAUUUCAAGAAGAGUCAGGCUUGCAUUUACAAGAUAUAAAAAACCUUUUCAAGAAUUCUAAAUCAGAGAAAGAACUCAAAAUCAUUGAAUCCAUAGACCCAACAAGCAUCCUUGCAAACAUAGAAAAAUCAAAGAAAACUAAAAUGAAUAAUCACACAUUUUUACAAAACUUUUUACUACAAUCCUCGUUGGAUUCAUUAGAAUCUAACUUGAAAGAUUUGUUAUAUUCUUUGACAGGAGAAACAUUAAAUGAUACUCUAGCCUUAUUACUCUCAGAGCUUUUAUCUCCUGGAUCUCAACAACUUCAACAGAACUCUGUAGAUUCAUGGUUUACACCUUCAUCGAUAGAUUCGGCCACAAAUGUAGGAAAUGAAAUUUCCAAGGCACUAGGAGAUCUCACUAAUGAUGUCGUUAAUUGGAAUCGUGUUUUCAAUCUAAUGUCUACCAAGUAUUUCUUAAAGACUGCCGUCAAACCAACUCUCGCUUCUUUAAGCUCAUUUUUUUCAUCUUUACACAAGGGAUCAUUACUUGAUCAAUUUUUCAGUUGUGACUCGCAUAUAUCAUUCAAAUUAGAAUUAGUAAUCCAAUUACAUAAAUGGUCACCUCAAAAUGGAUGUUUCGAUCUUUUACAAGUGAAAGACACUAAGAAAGUUUCUGAUAUUAUUCCAAACUCAAAGAACUCCUUGGUAUAUCUUAUGUCCAUUGCUACAUUAGAUCUGGAAAUCUUCUUGUUGAGAGAAGAUCUUGUUAAUAAUCCACUGCUACAAUAUUUCCAAGAAUGUUUCUUUGAAGACUUUAAUUCUGUUCCUGAAUAUUUAGCGUUUGCCAUGGUAAAUAAUAUGAAGCAUUUCACUUUGUUAAUUGAGAAUAAAAACAUUUUGGAGGAAAUCAUUGUCACUUUACUUGUUCAAGUAUUCGAAACAUCUCCAUCAGCACUAAAUCAAUUAAUUAAACAACUUCCAAACCCUGAGAAGAUUGUAGAUGUUGGUAGAAUUAUUAUAGUGAAAAAUAACGCACCAAUUGCAGACUUUUUAAAAAUUUUAUCUGAAGAGGAUAAGUUAGAUUUAUUCCUGAAUAAACUGCCAUUUGAAGAAGCAUUUAAUAUACUACCAAUUGCAAGAAGAUUUAAAUGGGACGGAUUCGAACAAUAUUUGAAAGACAAACUCGAUUCAAACAAUGUUCAAAUCUUGCUUAAUAUGUUAGAUGGGCAGGCUAAGUUAGCUGAAAAUAACACCCCUCUUAUAUCACCUAAUAUUUUCGACUUGGAAAUGAUUUUCAUUUCCCUCAAUAUUCUCAAUACCUUCCCUUUGACAAAGGAACAAACCGAAAUGUUCGAAAAAACCGAAUUUUCAUUGAUUAUUGCUUUCCCAAGAUUAAUCAACAUUGGUUAUGGACACGAUGAUGUAAUCCGUGCAAACGGUGAAUUGGUACCAAUUGCUCCAGAUAUAGAAAAGGAAAUGCAAAGUUAUCUACAAAGAAUGUACAGCGGCGAAUUAGCGAUUAAAAAUGUUGUUAAUGUCCUAACCAAAUUGAGAGAUAGUGAAGUACCAAGAGACCAAGAUAUAUUUGCGUCUAUUACACAUGCAGUAAUUGCCGAAUCAAGCUUUUUUAAGGAUUAUCCUUUGGAAGCAUUAGCAACGACGUCUGUCCUUUUUGGUUCUAUGAUCCAGUAUGAAUUGGUACGUGGAUUUGUUUUGGAUGUCGCCUUAAGAAUUAUUUUGAAUUUUGCCGCUGAAGGACCAGAAUCAAAAAUGUUCAAAUUUGCAGUCCAAGCUAUAUUUACCUUCAGAGCACGUUUAAACGAAUUCCCACAAUAUUGUCAAGACCUCUUACAAAAGGUACCUGGCAUUCAAGCUCAAGCUGAUAUUUAUCAGGCUGUCUUAGCCGCUUCAGUUCAGGCAGAUACUUCUACCACAUCAGAUCGUGAAAAGCCAAAACAGGUAGAAUUAAUUAGGUUAAAGUAUUUCUCCAUUGAUGAAGUUCCUCCAACAAUUCCCCAAGAGAAUCCACCUAAGGAUGUGGUUGAAAAGAUAUUAUUUAUCGUUAACAAUAUAACUAUGGACAAUUUUGAAACUAAAAUCUCCGAUUUAAGACAAGCAUUAUUACCUAACUAUUUCUCAUGGUUUUCAACAUACUUGGUGGUUCAAAGAGCUAAAACAGAACCUAAUUAUCAUAAACUGUAUAGUAGAGUUAUGACAGGAAUAGGCUCUGAAAUAUUGCAUGAUUAUAUGCUAAAUGUAACUCUAAAGCAGUUGUACGCAUUACUUGCCAUAAAGGAUGUUCAAAUGGUUGAUAAAAAACAUUUAAAAAAUUUGGCUGCUUGGCUAGGAAAUAUUACAUUAGCAAUUGAUAGACCAAUUAGACACAGACAAGUUGCCAUGAGGGAAAUGUUGUUGGAUUCUUAUCAAACUCAAAGAUUAGAAGUCGUGGUACCAUUUGUAUGCAAAGUUCUACAACAAGCUGCUGACUCCAAGAUAUUCAGACCACCAAACCCAUGGACUGUGGGUAUUUUGAGAGUUCUUUUAGAGUUAAAUGAAAAGGCAAAUUGGAAGUUGAGCUUAACAUUUGAGGUUGAGGUCUUGAUGAAGGAUUUCAAUUUAAAAAUGAAAGAUAUCAAACCAACAAACAUUCUAAACACUCCAGAAAUAACUGAGAAAAUAUCCGGUAGUGUUGGAAACCUCACUUUAGAACAACAGCAAAUUGAACAUCAAAGACAAGGGAUGUUGUUACAACAACAUCAACAACAAAUGAUGAUUCUCCAACAAAGACAACAACGUAUGGUUUCUGGAGCAAUAUCAGAACAGGUGCCAUUUGCUGGGGAGGCUGCUACUGUCAAUGAAAAUCCGUUUGCUAACCUAUUAGGACAAACCAUCUUUGUAACCCAUCCAGAUUUGAAAGAAGCCUUUCAAAAGGCCCUUCGUAUGGCCGUUAGAGAAAUAUUAAUUCCAUCUGUUGAAAAGGCAAGUAGCAUUGCGGUAACCACUGCCUCUAGAAUAGUCAUGAAGGAUUUCGCUACUGAAGCAGAUGAAAUGAAGUUGAAGGCAGCCGCAAUCACAAUGGUGGGGCACUUAGGACAAAGUUUGGUGCGUGCUACUUGUAUUGACUCCCUAAAGGAAAGUAUUCGCUCUGCAACACAAGCAUUACUACCUAACAUGGGGAACAUUCCACAGAUUACAGGAGAGGAGUUGGAUAUGGCUAUAAAUGAUAACAUUAGUAUUGCUUUAAGAAUUCUAGAAAAAGCAACAAUGGAUAAAUCGAUACAGGAUAUUGGUGAAGUAUUGGUUCAACCGAUUACAAUUCGUCGUUACCAUAAUGAAAGACGCUCCGAUCAACCUUUCAUUGAACCAAACACAAAUCCUUAUGCCCUUUCCUUACCAGACCCUCUAGGUUUGAAAAGUACUGGUGUAACUGCCCAACAAUUCAAAAUAUAUGAAGAUUUUGGUAAAUUCAUCCUACCUCAUGAAGUUCAAGGAAUUCCCCAUCAGCAAGCUAUGCAUCAACAAUUGCAACAGCGUCAACAGCAGGUUUUGAAUGCUCAGAUGAACCAGAAUCAACAGAAUAUGGUUAGUCAACCGCAACAAGCUGGUAUCAAUAUGCAAAACCAGCUGCAACAGCAACAACCAAAUAUUCAAAAGCAAGCUGCAAUGCCACAUCCUCAACCUCAAGGUGCAACUGUGCCUGGAUCGCUACCCUCUAAUAUUGCCCAAGUGGAAUUAGAACAAAGUCACCGUCGCCUGGUUACAUUGAUGGACGCCUUGGUAUCUUUGAUGAAGGAACAUGCAGGAAAGGAGACUUUGGAUAAUUUGGCCGAACAAAACCAGAUAAGAACAAUAAUUUACCAGAUUUUAACAUUCAUUGCCAAGAAUCAACAGAGAGACCAAUUAGCAUUAAAGGUUUCGCAAGCUGUUGUAAAUAGUCUUUUUGGAGCUAGUGAUGAUGUUUUGUGUAGAGAGGUUCUUUCCACUUUAUUGGAAAAAUUAUGUUCCUUGUCUUUAGUUGCAAGGAAGGAUGUUAUAUGGUGGUUAGUGUACGCCUUAGAUUCAAGGAAAUUUAAUGUUCCAGUUAUUAAAUCAUUAUUAAGUGUCAACUUGAUUGAUGUAUCUGAACUAGAUACUGUUUUGGUGACAGCGAUGGAGAAUAAAAUGGAAAACGCCACCAAGUUUGCCAUUGAUUUAAUAAAGGACACUGUUCUCUCUGAUGAGCCAAUAUUAAUGAGAAUGGAUUUUGUUAAAUCCUUGGAAUUUUUAAGUUCUUUAGAUGAAGAAGAUGUUAAGAACUUCUUUUCCGAAUAUGAGUCUAUGAAGAUUCUCCCUACAUCAAAGAAUAUCGAAACUACAUCUACAGAACGUUAUUACCUAGUGUUUACCGAAUGGGUUCGUUUACUACAAAGAGUCACAAGUGAUGAUAAGAUCAUUUUUGUUUUUAUAAAACAACUCAUGGACAAAGGGGUUUUAUCUGACAGUGAUAACUUUAUUGGGUUCGUUAAAGCAGCUUUGGAGCUUUCAGUAUAUUCGUUUAAAGAAAGUGACCCAACUGGAGAGGUGUUUACAGCUAUUGAUGCUUUAAGCAAGUUAUUGAUAAAAUUAUUCAUACUUCAAGAUUUUGCAGGGUAUUCAAGACAAGAGUAUUUGAACACUGUAUUUUCGAUUAUCUUGUUGGUCUUCUCCAACGAUCACGAAGAAGAUGAGGCUACAUUUAAUGAAAGACCCUACUUUAGAUUGUUAUCUAAUUUCCUUUGUGAAUGGGCUACUUUACGCGGCCAUAACUUUAUCAAGGUUGCCGAUCAGAAAACAAGAAAAGAACUACUUUCUUUUGAUGCUGAGUUCUACAACAUAUUUGCAUCUUACUUACAUUCUUUCCAACCAUUUGCAUUCCCUGGAUUUUCGUUUGCUUGGAUUUCGUUACUUUCCCAUAGAAUGUUCUUGCCGGUGAUGUUGAGAUUACCUCAAAAGGCUGGUUGGGAAAAAUUAAUGCUAUUAUUGAUUGAUCUUCUGAAAUUUUUGAAUCAAUAUACCAUUAAAGGUAAGAUUUCAGAUGCAGUUUCGGUCGUCUACAAAGGUACACUCAGAAUCUUCUUAGGUAUUUCUAACGAUGUUCCACAAUUCCUAAUUGAGAAUCAUUACGAAUUGAUGAAUAACUUACCAAUCUCUUACUUCCAAUUAAAGAAUGUUAUAUUAUCUGCAAUUCCAUUAAAAAUGCUGGUUCCAAAUCCCUUCGAUAGCGAUUUAGCACUUGAAAAUAUCACAGAGUGUCAAAACCCACCAGUAGUUUUUUACGACCCAGUUUCUGAUAUCCAAGCUUUGAAAAAGCCAGUGGAUAACUACUUGCGUAUUCCAUCAAAUUCAUUGUUGAGAACAAUUAUUAACGGACUUUACUUAACUGAAUAUGAUAUAAAGGGUGGUGUUGGAUUUGAUAUGUUAACUACCAAUAAUAAACUAAUUCGUGCUAUAGUAUUACAUGUUGCUGUUGAAGCAGGUUUAGAAAAUGGAAGGACGUCCUCUAAUGCUGUUUUUAAUACAAAAUCAUCAUAUUACCAGCUUUUGUUCGAUUUGAUUCAUGAUGGUACUAUAGAGUUGAAGUUCCAAGUCAUUCAAGUUAUGAUUGAACAGUUAAGAUAUCCAAACAUUCAUACUCGUUGGUUCAUUUACGUGUUGAGGGAUAUGUUUGUAACUGAGGCUUGGGAGGAACAACGUACUGAAGUCCAAGAAAUCAUUCUAAGAAGUUUGUUAGAAAGAGUAAUAGUCCAUAAUCCUCAUACUUGGGGUGUUUCGGUUUUAUUCACCCAAUUACUUAACAGCGAUGAAGUGAAUUUACUGGAACUGGAUUUUAUAAACAACAUCCCAGAAAUUAAACACAUGUUCGUUCAACUGACAAAGCACACCAACAAGUUGACAGACAAGUCUCCAGAAACUAACACUGCUUCCCCUAAGCCAAUACCAAAUUAA
Naumovozyma castellii is the source of this 6279-nucleotide messenger RNA. RefSeq names its product CCR4-NOT core subunit CDC39 (gene CDC39). The transcript has a single exon. The coding region runs from base 1 to 6279 and encodes 2092 amino acids. NCBI's taxonomy places the organism in Eukaryota, Fungi, Ascomycota, Saccharomycetes, Saccharomycetales, Saccharomycetaceae. The record is from RefSeq and is a predicted model, not a curated record.